UUGAAUUGUAAUAAAUCGCUGCAUGAUUUUUCUAAUGUUAAUAAUUAAUCUGACAUGUUAUUUUUAAUAUUUUCAUCUUAUUUUAUGUUAUAGUGCGACUAUACCUACUUUAUUUGCAUGCUACACUAAGCAGAGUAUGGUUGAACUAAAAUAUAUUAUUGUACACCUUUGUAAACCCAUAUUCAGCAAAUAAAUAAAUACAAUAUCAAAGUACCUUUAUCCUGUAACGCAGAGAACAGGGAAAAAUAUGUGCCUAUAUAAGAUUAGUUGAUUCGUCUGUGGGCAUCAGUUACCAUUUGUAGCUAAUUAACUGCACUUUGGAACAAAAUAAUCUAACAGCAAAAAUGGCUCCAGUUAGUUUUCUGUUCGUGGACUAAAACACAAGUGGAAGUAUCGAAGGCUUAUUAAUUAAUUUAAUUUCGCAAAAUUAUAACAUCAUCAGUGGCUCUACUGGUAACAUUCUAGUAAGCUCAUACAUAUCAACGAACACCAUGUUUGUGCCAAUUGUCCUGGCGACGGUCUGCCUUGCCAGCGGCACAGUCUUGGCUGCAUAUGACAAACCAUUCUACGACGUGGAAGAGGCUCAGAACCUAUUCGAGGACUUUGUCCAAGAACAUAAGAAAGUAUACAACCGUAGAGAGUAUUACGAAAGGCUUGCGAUAUUCAAGGAAACCUUAAAAAAUAUUAAUGAGCAAAAUGAGAAAUUUCCUAAUACUGUAUUUGCAUUAAAUCACUUCGCGGACUUGAAGCCUCACGAGUUCCAGUAUUACCAUGGUUUCGAACCCCCGAAAGAUAUGAAUUUGACGAAAUUGGAAAUCACCGAGGGAUUGGAUAGUUUGCCUGCCGAAUUUGACUGGAGACAAUACAAUAAGGUUACACAUGUUAAGAAUCAAGGACAAUGUGGCAACUGCUUCAUCUUCAGUGCUGUUGGCGAUAUUGAAGGACAGUACGCUAUUAAACAUGGCCAGCUCAUAUCUUUGUCUGAAGAACAAGUUCUCGACUGCCUUGCUGUUGGAAAUUGCGUCGGAGGAUACAUGGAGCAAGUUAUGCAGGAAUUAGCUCAACGACGAAUGAAGUUGGAGAGGGAAAGGGAUUAUCGCUAUGUAGCACCACCCAAACGAACCUGUCAUCAUUAUUACCCCAGCAUGGGAGUUGUCCAGUGCACAAGUGGUCGAUCAAUCUCAAUAAUGAACGAAGAGCAGUUAAAGGUCCAUUUAGUCAGCCGUGGACCUAUAUCAAUUACUCUAAACGCCAACGACUUUUACUAUUAUCGUAAGGGUAUAUUAAUACCUUAUAAGUGCCAAAGAAAACCUAUAAACCACGCCUUGGUUUUGGUGGGAUACGGAGAAGAAAACGGGCAAAAGUACUGGACAAUCAAGAAUUCGUGGGGAACUGCUUGGGGCGAGCAGGGCUACUUAAGAAUAUUGCGAGGAGUCAACGCAUGCGCCAUUGGGUCAUACUUGGCUGAAUCCACUGUGGCAUAAUCAUCUAUUGUUACCUUUUCUGAGCAUUCAAAAAAUCGCGAAGCUUUGUAAGCAUAGCAAAAUUCUAAAUUAAAUUUAAGGAGUUUGCACAGAAGUUACUUAAAAUAAUAUAUUUAUAUUUUAUCAUUUAUCGUAGUUUACAUGGCAAAGCCACAAAAAUGGCAGCCAUCUGCAACGUGAAUCUUAACAACAAAGCAUAAUGCAACCUCCUUAAUCAUUGUACUUUGGUUAAUAAACCUCAUCAUCAUUUAACUAUUGGAUACAAAUAAAUCUGGUAUGUCAUGGCUUGAAUUUGAAACUGAUUUUUUUUUCUUGAACCACUCUUCUAAAAUUUUAAGAGAACUAAUGAAAUAGAAAUCUGAGCACAAAAUUGUACUUUUUGUAUUAUUUUUUUAAUUUUUUUAAUCAUUGAGCGAAUGCCAUAAAAAAAAAUACACGGAAACUAU
Messenger RNA from Cydia pomonella (codling moth), 1930 nucleotides. RefSeq names its product procathepsin L-like. Gene Ontology annotation, cellular component: lysosome. NCBI's taxonomy places the organism in Eukaryota, Metazoa, Arthropoda, Insecta, Lepidoptera, Tortricidae. Gene Ontology annotation, molecular function: cysteine-type endopeptidase activity. The coding region runs from base 492 to 1484 and encodes 330 amino acids. The transcript is spliced from 6 exons. The record is from RefSeq and is a predicted model, not a curated record.